Molecule: messenger RNA, 1068 nt
Organism: Enhydra lutris kenyoni (northern sea otter)
Lineage: Eukaryota; Metazoa; Chordata; Mammalia; Carnivora; Mustelidae
Product: oral-facial-digital syndrome 1 protein-like
Exons: 3
Coding region: 721-975 (84 amino acids)
Source: RefSeq, a predicted model, not a curated record
CUUUGGCUAUUUGGGUCUUUUGAGGUUCCAUACAAAUUUUAGUUAUAAGUUUAGUAUUAAAAGCCUGCAGUAGGUAUCCCGGUCUUCUUUGCUUAAGAGCACUGAGAAAGGCUGUGUAUAACAAAGACCUUAGGAGUUCAGCAGCAAAGGGGAGGUUUUGCAAGCUCAUUCUCGUGCAUUCUUAUCUGGUCCUGGAAACAAGCCAUAAAGAAGGUGGGCUUGGCUUUGUUCUAGGUCUUUCCUUUUUAAAAAUGGGUUUUAAAGAAGACAUUCAACGUCAGCUAGCUGGAACAAGGGUAAUCCUGCAGAGGUGACUGCUGGUCAGCAGUGGCUUUCAGGGGCACCCCUGCUCUCCUCCUUCCUCUGGUUCUCUUCUGACCACCUUGGUCCUGCUUCUGGUCCCAGGCACAUGGGUUACUCUGGCCACUUCACAUACCUGCUGAGUCUUACCAGAAUUUAUCUUCCCUAUGGAUGUUCCUUGGACUCCUGGUUCAUCUGGCGUAAAGCACAGGACAUUUGAGGUGAAUUAAUGCCUUCCUUCAGUGAGAUGACCUGUUUGUCCCCCUUUGAUAGCAAUGACUUCAACUAAAAAACCAGUUCUUUGGCAUGCAGGUUGUACUUACAGGACCAAGAUUAUAUUACUGUGCCUUUUUAAACACUUACAGGUUGUUUUAAUGUGUUUGUGUAUUUCCUGUGUUGGCACGUGUAAUUCCACAGAGGAUGAUUGAAGAGUCCUUGAAAAUUGAAAUGGAAAAAGAAAUCAAUAUUGAAGAAAUAAAAGGCCAGUCUGUUUGUGGUGAAAAUCCUUUGGAGAAAUACAUGAAGAUUAUUCAGCAGGAACAAGACCAGGAGACAGCAGAAAAGAGUUCAAAAAAAGUUGGCAGAGAAGCCUCAGAAGUGGACCUGCUGCCAUCUAGCGAUAAAGACGAAAGUUUCACAGGCUUUUCUCACGAAGGAACAGAUGACUUUUGGUAACCGUGUUUGCUGUCCAGCAUCUUACCCAUAUAAUAUAACUAAAGGCCUAUGGAUUCUUUGUAACAAGACAAAAUUCUCAAUAAAAAUUUUAUG